GAUUGCGCAACCUUGGCCUCCUGUUCUCUCCCAUGGGAAACUUAAUCUCCUGCCGAGCAUCAAUCACCACUGGCGGAAAGCUCGUGCUCUCUGACGGCACUAUACAAGAAUUCGACCCGCCGAUCUCCGUUGCAGAGCUCAUGCUCGAACACCCGCAACAGUUCGUGAUCGACGUGAACUCACUGACCACCGCAUGCGGGACCAAAGUCACCCCAUUGCCGGCCGACUGCAUGCUCGACCCUGGCAAGGUCUAUGCCAUCGUCCCAAUGACACGGGGGAAGGUGUCAUCCGACGAUGCACGUCGCGUCCUGUCGACGGCCCGAUCGAUGCUUCAAUCGCAAUCUAUGCCCUUGCUCACGAGGAACUCAUUAUUUCCCGGAAAUUGUGCGACAGGAGAUGAAGAGGUAAUCGAGAAAGAAAAGGCGACCAAGGCGGAUUGGUCGACGGAGGUAUUCGAGCAGCCCGAGUAUCUGAGCAGGGAAUUUUCAAUCAAGGGGUGGAAACCAAGUCUAAGGACUAUAGAGGAGAAGGUAUUGGCUAGGAAGGUGCCUCAUUGGCUGUGUUGAAGGAAACAGGGAGUAGUUGACCGUUGAACUUUAUUAUUUUUAAAUUGAGGGCAUCUUAGGCCACGUGGCACUGGUACACAGGUCAUGUUUGCAUGUAUGAAAAAGUUACUAAUUAGUACUUACUCGCGUUCGUGAUUCAACUGAUGGGAACCAGAAGGAUGUUUAAUUUAUCAUAUAUAGUAUAAACAGUUAGCUAAAGUUUCCAUUGUUUGCUUUUAUAUUCGAGCAGGAGUAGGAAUGAAUAAAAAGCAAAU
Ananas comosus (pineapple) is the source of this 820-nucleotide messenger RNA. RefSeq lists its product as uncharacterized. The record is from RefSeq and is a predicted model, not a curated record. Bases 33 to 566 code for a protein of 177 amino acids. Lineage: Eukaryota; Viridiplantae; Streptophyta; Magnoliopsida; Poales; Bromeliaceae. The transcript has a single exon.